Suricata suricatta (meerkat) is the source of this 3308-nucleotide messenger RNA. RefSeq names its product fucosyltransferase 7 (gene FUT7). The transcript has 2 exons. NCBI's taxonomy places the organism in Eukaryota, Metazoa, Chordata, Mammalia, Carnivora, Herpestidae. The record is from RefSeq and is a predicted model, not a curated record. The coding region runs from base 1648 to 2676 and encodes 342 amino acids. Gene Ontology annotation, cellular component: membrane. Gene Ontology annotation, molecular function: alpha-(1->3)-fucosyltransferase activity.
GUUCCCCAGCCUCCCCCCUUCCACAUUGCGCAAAGCCCCACCGCAGCUCCGAGGUUGUGCAGGGGCGGGGAAGUGCACAGACGCCAUGCUGCCCCCUCCUGCCACUGUCUCCUCCGUGGAUCUCAUGCCAGGGCCGGCUCCACGCUGACACCAGUCUGGUCCUCACUGGGGAGCGGGAGCUGGGAGAGGCCAGCAGCCCCGGGGGCCCCAGAGCGAAGAAGGAUGGGGACAGCGGACCAUGCGAGGUGCCCAGAAUGGGGUGGGGCGGCGGACCUGGCCAGUAGUUCCUGUUUGCUCUUCCUUCCAUGACAGCCAUCCCGCCGAUUCAAGAGCAUGACCGGCCCGAGGCCUCCGGAAGCUGAGCUCGAGGGCCAUUCCUUGCCUUACCACCUCCAGGACCAAGCAAGGGGCCAGCCGGGGUGAGGGAGGCAGUGGGAGCCGGCUGCUCGGAGCGCAGGGAGGGGGCCGGAGCUCACGGGAAGCCCACCUCACCUCCAACCCAGAGGAACUGGAGCAGAAGGGGAAGGAACUUGACCUCCAGGCCUGGGCCCCCAGGGCUGGCUGGAGGGCAGCGGAGGGGGAAGAGGAAGGCCUCUGGACUUCUGCCUGCCUUUUCCUGGAGCAGGCGCCAGUCCCCCACCAGCCAGCGUCAGGGACACAAGGACUCCUUCCCUUUCCACCCUGGAAAGCCCCCUCUCGGCCCCCACCCCCACCCUGGGCCUUGGGGCCUGGAGGAAGGAGGCCCGGAGCCCCCGAGGGCAGGCCCCUGACUGCACUCCAAGCUGGCAGGGACCCUGGGACUUCUGUGGACAUGUGUCCUGGGUGAGGAAAGAAGGCACGUGGCCUGCAGCCCACCCUGGGGCCAGGCCCAGGCUGGCCUCUGCCCUUUCUGGGCACAUGCCGUGGCCUGGUGUGGAUGGAGAAGGGCACAUGCUGUGGCCUGGUGUGGACACUCCCAGGACGGCGGGACAGUCCCCCUCUCUGGGAAUCUGGGUUCUGGGGCAAGGCAUACUAGAGGCGGCAGAGGUGAGGGGGGCAGCCCAGUGAGAGGCCAAGGGUGACGCUGCAGGCGCCUGGCAAAGAGCUGAGUACAGGGCAUCUGCGGGGCGAGGGUCCGGGAGCCGCGGAGCUGGGUAGGCGGGCGUUGGGCAGGGGAAGUGGGUGAUGGUACCGCAGGAGGGGGCCUCCCCGCGAAGUGCGCCCUGCUCUCGGGGCCUGGAUGGUGGGCAGUGACUGGGUUCCUGAUGGGGGGGCUCUUCUGGGAAGGGGCCACCUCUGCUCAGGACACCCCCCCCAACUAGCCCCAGGCCUCUUCAGGGGCCAGCGGGGGAGGGGGACCCGGUGUGGGGCUCUGGAUGGCACCCCUCCUCUAACCGCCCGGCCCCCAAGCCCACAGCCAGAGGGUUCGAGGAGAAACCCAGCAGUCGAGUGAGCCAGGAUGGUGGUUGAUGCCAAAGGUCACCCCCAGGGCGGGGGCAGGGCGGGGCGGGAGCAGGAAGAUGCCCCGGUUUCUCUCUUCUUGGGCAGAUGAAAGGAGAUUGCUUCCAGGUGGGGCUGAGCGCGGGGGCGCAGCUGUGAUUUCAGGGUGCCUCUGCUAGUGGCUGCUGUGAUUUGAGAUUCUCGGGUGGUUGGAACUGGGCCCCGCGGAUGAGUAACGACGGGUGCUGCCCCACUCAGAGGCAUCGGGCCUUGGGGACCCUGGCCGGAGCCGCCCUGCUCUCCACCCUAUGGGUCCUGUGGCAGCUCAGGUCGGCCCCUGGGGGCGUCCCUGCAGCCCCGCCCCCGCUCACCGUCCUCAUCUGGCACUGGCCCUUCGCCGACCAGCCCCCGGAGCUGCCCGGCAACACCUGCGUCCGCUACGGGGUGGCCCGCUGCCGCCUGAGCACCAACCGCAGCCUGCUGGCCAGCGCGGAUGUCGUGGUCUUCCACCACCGAGAGCUGCAGACAGGGUGGGCCCGCCUUCCGCUGGCGGAGCGGCCGCCUGGGCAGCCCUGGGUGUGGGCCUCCAUGGAGUCGCCCAGCCACACCCGCGGCCUCCGCCGCCUCGGGGGCAUCUUUAACUGGGUGCUCAGCUACCGGCGCGACUCGGACAUCUUCGUGCCCUAUGGCCGGCUGGAGCCUCUCGAGGGGCCCGCCCGGCCACUGCCGGCCAAGAGCCGGGUGGCCUCCUGGGUGGUCAGCAACUUCCAGGAGCGGCAGCGGCGCGUGCAGCUGUACCGGCAGCUGGCACCGCACCUGCAGGUGGACGUGUUCGGCCGUGCCAGCGGGCGGCCGCUGUGUGCCCACUGCCUGCUGCCCACCGUGGCCCGGUACCUCUUCUACCUGGCUUUCGAGAACUCGCAGCACCGAGACUACAUCACCGAGAAGUUCUGGCGCAACGCGCUGGCGGCCGGCACCGUCCCGGUGGUGCUGGGGCCCCCGCGGGCCACCUACGAGGCCUUCGCGCCCGCGGACGCCUUCGUGCACGUGGACGACUUCGGCACAGCGCAGGAGCUGGCCGCCUUCCUGGCGGGCAUGAACGCGAGCCGCUACCGCCACUACCUCGCCUGGCGAGACCGGCUCCGCGUGCGGCUGUUUGGGGACUGGCGAGAGCGCUUCUGUGCCAUCUGCGCCCACUACCCCCGCCUGCCCCGAGGCCAGGUCUACCAGGACCUCGAGGGCUGGUUCCAGGCCUGAGCCCUGGCUGCAGGAGGAGGCAGAGGAGGGUGGCUUGGGCGCUGGUGGUAUGGGUGGAAGGCAGGGUGUUGAAAUCAAACCACCGGGCAUCCGGCCCCGACACACAACCAUCAGGUUAAUCGGAGGCUGGGGUCAGAGACUAGAAAGCAGGGAUGUAGGAGGAGUGGGCUGAUCUGGGCAGGCUGCCUGGAGGAGGCUGGUGAGCAUUGGAGCAAGCAUUUGGGGGUGAAGGAUGAGAGCAGGGAGUUAGUGGGAGUGCAUGUUGCUAGUUGAUUAAAGAUGCAGGUUCCCAUGGCCUCCGAGGACCUCCCUCCCCACCGUGGUGAAAUGUCGGGUGAUUCAAGGCUGUCCCAGACACGGGCUGGGAGAGGCCAGAGGCCGGGCGCUGGGCCUGGGAGGCAUGCCCUCCUGCAGUCUGUGGGGGUCAAGACGGCGCCCCUGGACCUCCUCGGUAAGGGAUCGCUGGCCCCAGUGGUGCGGCCACAUCACCAUGCCCUCCAGGGUGCUGCAGCCACCGUGCGCGGACCUGUGGGGGGCCUGGGGACACCAGCAAGCACACCGGGUCCCUGGCUUUGGCACCCGCAAUCCACUCUGGGAGGGGCAGCCACCAAUAAAGGGAGGACAAGAACGCA